AAGUACUCCUUCCUUUGACCCUUGUUGCCCUAAGCAAACGUCUAUAACCUUUUCGAUAUGUCAAAACCGGGAUCAGCUGUGAAUUUCUAUAUGGAAUAUGAUAUUUAUGUUACGGCAAUAAAAUUAUUAGCCUAGAAAAAGAGAAACUCAAAAUGUCUAUUAUUUGUGAAGAGGUCUUUGAUGAAAUCAGUAUUCCAUCUGAGGAAGAAAUAAGGGACUAUGCCACCAAAAUUGGGAUUGAUCCCGAUUCAGAGCCUCAGUUACUACCUUUAGCAGCAGAAGGAUUGAUGAAAGCUUUGCCACCUGGAUGGAAACCUUGCUAUGAUGAUAAAUCGAAGUCCUACUACUACUACAACAACUUGACAAAAAAAACCCAAUGGGAACAUCCGUUGGAUGACAUUUACAGAGGCUUAGUUAAAAAGGCUAGGACGGAAAGUCAAUCUUUCAGUCUACAAGAUAAUAGAGAAGAUAUGACUUAUGUAACUGAUGACAUUUUGAGUAUGGAUGAGCAGCCUAUUCUGAACAUUCCACCGAAGAAGUUGGACUCGCUUCCUCUAGGUGCAAGAAAAAAAGACAUAAAACUCUCACCUCUGAAAAUGAGUCCAAGCGCAAGUCCCAAGAGAGAACUGAAGCUAUUCAAACAGAAAUCUGAGGAUUUUGCUGUGGGAACUAAAAAAUUGUCGCUGGGUUUCAGCAGUUUAGAUGAAGACGGAUCUUUCGAUAAACAUCCAAGGAGUUUGGAUAAUAAAACCGAGCUCAAAGUCUCUGGAGGGGGUAGUAUGUUUCUGAAGUCGAAUACGAUGAGGAAGUCUAGUGAUGCAGUGCUCAGUCCACCAACAGGAAAAUUGGAGGCGUUACAGGAUUCUCAACAACCAAGAAGUAUAUUAAGAGAAAAGAAUAGUAUAGAACAUUCCAAAAGUUUAGAAUUCGACAAAUUAACCACUUUUGAUAAAUCAGAAAAAGACGAUGACGAUAAAAAAAGUGUGAGAUUCAACUUGGACAACAAUACUGAUAUUGGUAUCACAUUUUCUGAUAAGAGCUCAAGUGAGGAAGAGAUCAUAAAUAGCGACAAAAAUAAACCGGAGGAAGUAAUCAAUGUGAAAGUUACUCCUAGUAAAAGCAGGUUUACUGUAAAUCCUGUCUUAGAACCUGUAAAAGUGAACAAUUCUUUGAAAGUUGUCAAACCCAACCCGAAAGAUUUCAUCAAACCGAAACUGACCCUAAACAAAAGUUCAGAUUCGGAUGAAGACACCAGAAGCAUUGAAAAACAAGGAAUCGUCAAUCCAGAAGCAUUUUUCGAUACAGACAACUCUGAUUCCAGCCCAAGUGAAAAAUUAACUGAGAAAUCAAGAAAACUCCAGGAAAAAGUUGAAAAGAAACUAGAGAAGCUGAAGUUGGAUAUUUGGGAGGAAAAAAAUGAAGAAAUGAGCAAAUAUAAAUUAGACCUAGAGAAUUCUCACAAACAAGAACUGAAAAGGAUUUUAAUGGAAGAGCAAUCUAACCAAGAAGAAAUUAAAAAAGCUGAGAUAGAGAAAUUGAAAGAAGAAAUAAACAAAAACCAUGAGCAAUUAAUGAAGGAAGAGAGGAAUAAGAUGGAAGAGCGUUUGUCAGUUCUGAAAAAUGAUUUGGAGACCGAGUUCAAGGAAGAGGAAGAAAGAAUGAAAAUAAGUAUUGAGGCGAAAAAAGAGGAGCUAGAGAAAUACUAUGAGGAAAAACUUGUCGAAACGGAAAAGGAGUUAGCUGAACGGGUAGAGAAGAAUAGAGACGAGCUGAUUUUCAAUCACAAUGCCGAUAUUGAACAGCUGAAACAAAAUCAUUCGAUAAUCAUUGAAGAACUCAAGAAGGAGUUUCAAGCAGAGGAACAAAUAUUGAGAAAGGAGCAUCAGACAAAAAUGACUGAACUGAAGGUCAAGUUCAAAAACGAACAGGACCAAGAGAAAGGCAAAAGUGUUUGCGAUGAAAGGACAUACGAAAAAUUGAGGUGUGAAAAGAGAUUACUGGAAGACAAAUAUAGAUGUUUGAAGGAAAAAUAUCUCAAGUUGAAAACUGAAGUCAAGAUGUUAAAUGAAAAGAAGAAUAGAAGAAAAGAACAAAGUACUGCUACAACGAAUACUACUGGCUCAGAAACAGAACAGAGUAACUCAAAUAAUAAAGAUAGACAAUUCUUUGAUAAACCACCAACUCCAAAGCAGAAUCGAUCUAGUCAUGAUGGUACUCAAAAAAAAGUUGAAAUGAAGAACGUUAAGCAAAUUAUCAUUCAAGAAUUAGACACUUCUAUCAGUGACAAUUGUUACCAAAGCGAUGAUAAAACCAAUCAAAAUGAUAAGGAUAGCUCUGAGAGUAUGAAUCCAGGCAGAAGCAGAAAAAAAAUAUUUUCGAGGCUAAAGAGCUCUUCAACAUCGAGGAUAAACAACAAUUCCAAAACUCGAAAACCUCAAAGACCUUGUUCCCCAGUAGAGAAUCUGAGAAGACAACUACAGAAAUUGGAAGAUUUGGAGGAUCAAUUUCCAGAAAAUCCCCAAUCAGACACUUACCAUCUUCGGUAUCCUUUUUCAGACGGACAGAAAUUUGAAGGGAGUUCUGAAUUGGAAUUUUUUCGUCAUCGAAUCCAUCUCGAAAGGGACUCCAUAAAGAGAGCCAAAGAGAGUUUGAGAAGUCAGAAAAGUUUGUUUCAACAAAGGCAAAAAGAACUGAAGCUCAAACAUGGAACGAUGGCAAGACAUACUCUACAACAACUAUGUCAGGAAGAAAAGGAACUCACAGAUAUGGAAGUCAACCUACACAGAACAAGAAGUUUACUUGGUGAAAAAGUAAUACGUUUACGACAUUUAGAACAGUCUCUCCAACGGGCCAAUAUGCAAAAUGACCAAAAAAAUGAAGACACUACUCUGAGCGAUAUUUCUUCUCAUAGCGCCAGCUCCGGGAUUAGUUCGACAGAGUUUGCCACAGCAGAUAAUUACGGAAAGAUAGUACUGAACAGGGAGAAAUUGCAGGAGUCGUCAGAAAUCAUUCAAAGUUUGGAAAACUUGAACUCGGAAAUAAGGGAAAUCUGGGAUGUGUUACGCACACAGCAGCAGCAGACAAACAUAGCUCAAGUUAUCCCCCCAUUAGUCUAUCCAGAUUUGGGCUGGCCAGUUUUGGCCGGAUCUACGAGUCUGCCCGCACCGCCUUCCAUCCCAACUUUGGCGGAUCGCUUGCACAAUUAUCGACAACACGUCGUGCUGGCCAAUGCCCAGAGUACUGUGGUAACUCACGCAAAUCAAGGGGCAACGACUACUUUGGUGGAGAGAACAAGGAAUCUGAGGCACUGGCUACGACAAACUGGGAUAGACGUGGGAGGGAAUGAAUCAGGCCCUCCUCAAACUACCCUUUGAGGAGGUUAUGUUUUACGAGAGAAGAUAUAUGUUUGUUGAGAUAUCGAUAGUCUAAGCACAUUAUUCCAUGUAUGUUGAACAUUUGGGUAUUGUCGCUAUCAAUGUUAUACAUUUUUUU
Messenger RNA from Leptinotarsa decemlineata (Colorado potato beetle), 3492 nucleotides. RefSeq names its product centrosomal protein 164 (gene Cep164). Gene Ontology annotation, molecular function: protein binding. The record is from RefSeq and is a predicted model, not a curated record. NCBI's taxonomy places the organism in Eukaryota, Metazoa, Arthropoda, Insecta, Coleoptera, Chrysomelidae.